This is a messenger RNA of Strigops habroptila (Kakapo), 1909 nucleotides long. Its product is annotated as histone deacetylase 6-like. The transcript is spliced from 10 exons. The record is from RefSeq and is a predicted model, not a curated record. Gene Ontology annotation, biological process: chromatin organization. The coding region runs from base 1 to 1281 and encodes 426 amino acids. Gene Ontology annotation, cellular component: histone deacetylase complex. Lineage: Eukaryota; Metazoa; Chordata; Aves; Psittaciformes; Psittacidae. Gene Ontology annotation, molecular function: histone deacetylase activity.
AUGGGGCGCAGUGGGAUGCAAUGGGGCGCAGUGGGGUGCAGUGGGGCGCAGUGGGGUGACGCUGUGGUGGCGGUGCGCGGCCGCAGGGGGGCGCACGUGUCGCUGCUGGCGCGCACCGCGGCGCUGCCCGCGCGGGACCUGCGCGCCGUGGCCGCGCGCUUCGACUCCGUGUUCCUGAGCCCCCGCUCGUACGAGUGCGCGCGGCUCGCGGCCGGCACCGCCUGCGCCGCCGUCAGCGCCGUGCUCCGCGCGCAGGUCCGCAACGCCGUGGCCAUCGUGCGCCCCCCCGGGCACCACGCGGGUCCCGGCGCCGCCGGCGGCUUCUGCCUCUUCAACAACGUGGCGGUGGCGGCGCAGCACGGCCAGAGCCUGGCGGGGGGGGCGCUCCGGGUGCUGAUCCUGGACUGGGAUGUUCACCACGGCAACGGCACCCAGAAGAUCUUUGAGGAGGACCCAAGCGUGCUCUACAUCUCCCUGCACCGCCACGACGGCUCCUUCUUCCCGGGGGGGUCGGGGGGGUCCCCGCGCCGCCGGGGGAGGGGCCGCGGCACCGGCUUCACCAUCAACGUGGGCUGGGGGGGGCCCCGCGCCGGGGACCCCGAGUACCUGCUGGCCAUGACCCGGCUCGUGCUGCCCGUGGCUUGCCAGUUCUCCCCACAGCUGGUGCUGGUGUCGGCCGGGUUCGACGCGGGGCGGGGGGACCCACUUGGGGGGUGCCUCGUGUCCCCCCCCACCUUCGGCCUCAUGACCCACCUGCUGGGGGGGUUGGCGGGGGGGCGCCUCGUGCUCGUCCUUGAGGGCGGGUACAACCUGGGGGCGACAGCGGAGGGGAUGGGGCAGUGCCUGGGGGUGCUCCUGGGGACCCCCCCGGUGCUGCCCCCCCCCCGGCACCCCCCAACCCGCGGCGCUGCGGGACCUGGAGCGGAGCCGCCGCCUGCAGCGGGAGUGGAGCUGCCUCCGCCUGCCCCACGGCGGUCCCCCCGGAGCCCCCCCCCGCGGCAGCAGAGGGCAGCGAUGACGUCACACGCAGCGACGAUGACAUCACCCGCGGCGACAAUGACAUCACCCGCGGUGGCAAUGACAUCACGUGCGGCGGUGAUGACGUCACAGCCCCGCCCCUGGACGCCAUCUUGCGCCUGGAGGAGCUGCACCUCGGGGACCCCCCGGGGGGGGCGGAGCCUCCUCCAGGCCCCGCCCCCUUGGGAGGGGCGAGCGCGGGGCCCCCCUCCCCCCCCUGCCCGGAGGAGGAGGAGCCCGAGGAGGGGGCGCUGUUCGCCGUGACCCCGCUGCUGGACUGUCCACACCUAGGCGCGGUGGCGCCUCCUUCCGGGGUGGGGCUGGAGGGCGGGGACGCCCCCUGCCGGGCGUGCGGCAGCCGCCGCGAGAACUGGCUCUGCCUGAGCUGCCACCAGGUGCUAUGUGGGCGCUAUGUGGGGGGGCACAUGCUGGAGCAUGGGGGGGCCGAGGGGCACCCCCUGGUCCUGAGCCUGCGGGACCUGUCAGCCUGGUGCUACCCCUGCGGGGGGUACGUCCAUCACCCCAUCCUGAUCCCGGCCAAGACCCUCCUCCACCGCCUCAAGUUUGGCUUUGACCCCCCCUCCUGCUGACCCCCCCUCCACCCCCAUCAUCUCCGUGCCCCUCCCCCACUCUCUUAAAGGGCUACACACGUGCCAACCCCCCCUCCCCCAUCACCAGCACCCCCACCCCCCCUUUGGGCCACAGGCUGGGCCGGGCCCAGAGACAUGGGGGGGAAGGGAGGAGUAGCGAGGGGGGGGACCCACCCCCCAAAAAACAGCCUUAUGGGGGGGUCCGGGGGGGAGAACCCCACUUUUUAAGCCCCAACCCCCCCUUUUGAAGUUUUUAAUCCACUUGUUUGUAACGACGGAGAAAUAAAGGUCACGGGAGAGAA